AGCCACUGUUCGGGAAGUGUCAUCGUUAUGUCCGUUAGCCCGUCAGCCCAUUUGCGACUCCGAGAUAACUCAAUCAUCAGACCCCUGAGAUCAAAACGGGGUUGCAAAACCUGCAAAGUUCGAAGGGUCAAAUGUGGAGAAGAAAAGCCUCGUUGUCUCCGAUGCGCGAGCACUGGUCGCAAAUGCGAGUAUGAAAGUACAAUAUCCUCCACAUUUUUCUCCUCAGCUUCUGCAAUAUCCAUCCUUGACAACUCCAUUUCAUUAUCCUCAAACACAGUAUGGCGAGAGCGUCGCGCUUUUGCCUACUAUUUUCAGUACGCCGCAGCGUCCAUUGGCGGCGGACUGGAUGUUGAUUUCUGGCGCACGAUUGUCCCGCAGGUUUGCCGGAGUGAACCUGCUGUGUGGGAUGCCAUGAUCGCUAUAAGCUCAUUAUUUGAGAGCCCUGAUCCAGGCCAGAAUCUCGUCUCUCUAGGCCGUGAUCGUUCUCGCCGUCUCAGUCAAAAGCAACGAGAUGCCUUAGAGUGGUAUUCGCGCUCAGUGGCUGCGGUUCGCCGGGGAAUUGAACGUGGGACUGUAGACACCUUUGUCGGACUAAUUACCUGCAUCUUAUUUAUCUGCAUUGAGGCCCUCUUAGGAGAGAUGGAGGAGGCUUUACGUCUCUAUGGUCAAGGUGUGCAGCUCAUUCUCGCUUGCAGGGCCAUGACAGCAACCAAAACCUCCAUAUUAAAGGAUACGAUUAUCCCGACUUUUGUGCGAGUAGGAGCCGUCACUCUCAGUGCUGGCGUUCUAGUGAGCAAUCUAUUACGAGUGACUGAACUUGCAUCCACACACGAUUUUGUCUCCCUCAAGUCUGCUCGGGAGGCCAUCGUUAACCUCGCUAUAGAGAUCCCGCUGUUUGAAUCAGCUUGCGAAGAGUAUCUAAUAAAGUCGCAUGCCUGCUGUAUAUCCCAAGAAAUGAUGGAUCAGCGAAGAACCCUGUCAGCUAGGCUACGGAGCUGGCACUCUGCAUUUACUAACCUGAUGGAAUCUUGCCCCACAAAAGACCCGUCGCAAGUCAGUACCGGCGCGCUGCUCCGGUCUUACCAUGAAAUGUUAUUCGUCAUGCUCGGGGUCUGCAUAUCGCCAUCGCGGAUCACCACUGAUGACUAUCGACCAAAUUUCCAAACGAUAGUUGACCAAUCUAGCAUCGCGUUAAGCGGUUCAGCGCGGCAUGAUGGCACCCAACCACCAUUUACCUUUGAACUCAGCGUUGGUCUUCCGCUUUGGUUCACAUGUGUCAGGUGUCGCGAACCUACAAUUCGACGGACAGCACUUGCUCUGCUCCGUCAAUCGCACCAGGUGGAGGGGCUUUAUAAGCGCGACAUUGGUGCCACGAUGGGCGAACGAAUCAUGAUGCUAGAAGAAACGUAUGGGACGGCAAUGAACGCAGUCCAAAGUCUCGUCAGCAUGGACUUCAAACCUGGCGCAAGCCCAUACCCUACACUUGCCGACGAGAAAACCGGGACACCAGCAGUGCUCGUCCCUGGCGAAGCACGCAUUAAACCCCUCGGUGUCUUCCGGCCACGAGACGGUUAUCCUCCUGGAACGACGUUGGAAGACAUGGCGAAGUUGAGCCGAAACCGUAACCAAACCUUUCUGCACUUUUCGCGGAACGAGCGCGAUCCGUCUAACAACACGUGGCGGACAAUCUAUGGAUAUGCUCCUAUUGAUUUUAAAACUGCCUAAAAUAGUUGGAUGUGAACUGAAGAGAUAGAAGAAGUAAUCAUGAACUAGCAUAUCACAUUAAUUCUUGG
Messenger RNA from Aspergillus novofumigatus IBT 16806, 1793 nucleotides. RefSeq lists its product as uncharacterized. Gene Ontology annotation, molecular function: zinc ion binding; DNA-binding transcription factor activity, RNA polymerase II-specific. The record is from RefSeq and is a predicted model, not a curated record. The transcript is spliced from 2 exons. Gene Ontology annotation, biological process: regulation of DNA-templated transcription. Lineage: Eukaryota; Fungi; Ascomycota; Eurotiomycetes; Eurotiales; Aspergillaceae. The coding region runs from base 28 to 1725 and encodes 565 amino acids.